GACUACAACAAAGGGCGGCGGGCGGCCGGCGGCGGUGACCGCUCUCCCCGUGCUUCCUCCAGGUCACGCGCGCCGGCCCCCGCCCGCCCCGCUCCAGAUGAAGUGUGAGCACUGCACGCGGAAGGAAUGUAGCAAAAAAACAAAAACCGAUGACCAAGAGAAUGCCUCAGUCGAUGCCCCGAGUCCGGCCCAGGAGAAUGGAGAGAAGGGAGAAUUCCAUAAGCUGGCCGAUGCCAAGAUAUUUCUGAGUGACUGCCUGGCGUGUGACAGUUGUGUGACCGCAGAGGAAGGAGUCCAAGUUUCUCAGCAGAACGCCAAGGACUUCUUCCGUGUUCUGAACCUUAAUAAGAAAUGUGAUACCUCACAGCACAAGGUGCUGGCAGUGUCCGUGUGUCCUCAGUCUCUGCCUUAUUUUGCUGCUAAAUUCAGCCUCAGUGUCACGGAUGCAUCCAGAAGGCUCUGCGGCUUCCUCAAAAGCCUUGGGGUGCACUAUGUCUUUGACAUGACGAUAGCCGCAGACUUCAGCAUCCUGGAGAGUCAGAAGGAGUUUGUGCGUCGGUACCGCCAGCACCGUGAGGAAGAGCCCCGGCUACCCAUGCUGACCUCCGCCUGCCCCGGCUGGGUCCGAUAUGCGGAGCGCGUGCUGGGUCACCCCAUCACGCCCCACCUCUGCACGGCCAAGUCUCCCCAGCAGAUCAUGGGCUCUCUGGUGAAGGAUUACUUCGCCAGACGGCAGAACCUGUCCCCAGACAAGAUUUUCCAUGUCAUUGUGGCCCCGUGUUAUGACAAGAAACUGGAGGCCCUCCGAGAAGAUGUUCCCACAGCUUUGCAUAGUUCCCGGGGUGCUGACUGCGUGUUAACCUCAGGUGAGAUUGUCCAGAUGAUGGAGCAGAGUGACCUGUCUGCCGACGAUGCCGUCGUGGAUACUCUGUUUGGAGACGUGAAGGAGGAGGAGGUGAGGCGCCACGAGGGUGCCAGCUCCGAGGGGUACCUGGCGCACAUCUUCAGGCACGCGGCCAAGGAGCUGUUCAACGAGGACGUGGGGGCGCUCACCUACCGCAGCCUGAGGAACAAGGACUUCCAGGAGGUCGCCCUGGAAAGGGACGGGGAGGUGCUGCUGCGCUUUGCGGCUGCGUACGGCUUUCGGAACAUCCAGAACGUGGUCCUGAAGCUAAAGAGGGGCAAGUUCCCCUACCACUUCGUGGAGGUCCUGGCCUGCGCCGGGGGAUGCCUAAGCGGCAGGGGCCAGGCCCAGGCAGAGGACGGGCGUGCGGACAGGGCGCUGCUGCGGCAGAUGGAAGGCAUCUACGCUGCCAUCCCGGUGCGGCCCCCGGAGACCAGCGCCCAUGUGCAGGAGCUGUACCAGGAGUGGCUGGGUGGGGCCGACUCCCCCCGGGCUCAGGCGGCCCUGCACACUGCCUACCAGGGCCCAGGGCAGCCUGCCAGCAGCCGGGACAUCAAGUGGUAAAGGUCCAGCAGACACCCGGCCUGCAGGCGCCUGAGGAGGGGUGUCGGACGCGUGAAGGAAAGGCUUAGUGUCUGUCAUCGCUUUGGUUUUCAGAAUUCCCUGCUCCUCAUCUGCCUGCUCCCUCCCUCUGAGGGGCGCCGUCGUCCUCACAUGGGUGCAACUGGAAUAUUGUAUCUCGAGAGAAGGACUGCCCCAAUGUAUGUAUCCUUUUAUCCUACGAUGAAAAAAUCCCAAAGAACAAGAAUGGAGACAGGCUACUGUCCUUUAGGCUUAAAAAACCCCAGAAGUGUCCUGCGAAGAGCCGAGACGUGGUUCUGUCCACGCCCCAGAGAGAUCGGAUGAGGAAAUGGCCCGGCUUGGCCCUGACUUGACCCACUUAAGUUACUCUUGAAGGUGUCUUUGCCACAAUGUGAAUAAACUGCCACCUUUUGGAAUAGGGGCUCACAGGA
Messenger RNA from Eptesicus fuscus (big brown bat), 1917 nucleotides. It is a transcript of the gene NARF, whose product is annotated as nuclear prelamin A recognition factor. Gene Ontology annotation, molecular function: lamin binding. The record is from RefSeq and is a predicted model, not a curated record. The transcript is spliced from 11 exons. Bases 98 to 1468 code for a protein of 456 amino acids. Gene Ontology annotation, cellular component: lamin filament. NCBI's taxonomy places the organism in Eukaryota, Metazoa, Chordata, Mammalia, Chiroptera, Vespertilionidae.